Fomitiporia mediterranea MF3/22 is the source of this 189-nucleotide messenger RNA. RefSeq lists its product as uncharacterized. Lineage: Eukaryota; Fungi; Basidiomycota; Agaricomycetes; Hymenochaetales; Hymenochaetaceae. The transcript is spliced from 2 exons. The coding region runs from base 1 to 189 and encodes 62 amino acids. The record is from RefSeq and is a predicted model, not a curated record.
AUGGCUAUCAAGAAACACAGCAAAUCAAAGAAAUCGAGACGACCAGUUGUCAUUCUUGACAGAGGUGGCUCAGACCUUACAUCAAACAUUCCACUUGGUCGAUCUUCUUCAAGCACGACUGGGCCAUUAACACGACACUACAAUGUUUUUCUAGGCUCCAAGUUGAAAGCUCUCCAGCUUCAAUCAUAG